AUGCAGAGGCCCCUGAAGCCGUUGCCAGCCGAGAUGAUGAAGCAUGUGGACACUCUAGUAAGGGAGCUAAUGCUGGAGCGGAUGCAAGAGCUGCUCACAGAGGAGAUGAAGAAGGACCGUCAGUCUCCGGACAAAGUAGAACCGACAAGCUCGCGCGCAGUUACACCAGUGGAGAACGGCGGGCCUUCACAGACCCCCUAG
Klebsormidium nitens is the source of this 201-nucleotide messenger RNA. Lineage: Eukaryota; Viridiplantae; Streptophyta; Klebsormidiophyceae; Klebsormidiales; Klebsormidiaceae. The record is from the annotation of a GenBank genome assembly.